Vicia villosa (hairy vetch) is the source of this 634-nucleotide messenger RNA. Its product is annotated as probable histone H2B.3. The transcript has a single exon. Gene Ontology annotation, molecular function: protein heterodimerization activity; DNA binding; structural constituent of chromatin. NCBI's taxonomy places the organism in Eukaryota, Viridiplantae, Streptophyta, Magnoliopsida, Fabales, Fabaceae. The record is from RefSeq and is a predicted model, not a curated record. Gene Ontology annotation, biological process: nucleosome assembly. Gene Ontology annotation, cellular component: nucleosome. The coding region runs from base 90 to 506 and encodes 138 amino acids.
CCAAUUUCUUCAUCUUCAUCAAUUCACUCCUCAAACUCAGUCAAUCUUACCCAUUCUUCAUUCCACCGGAAAACUCUCAAAUCCGAUCCAUGGCUCCCGCAAAGGCAGAGAAGAAGCCCGCCGAGAAGAAACCCGCAGAGAAGUCACCUGCCGAGAAAAAGCCAAAGGCCGAGAAGAAGAUCUCGAAGGAAGGAGGAAGCGACAAGAAGAAGAAGCGCGUGAAGAAGAGCGUAGAAACCUACAAGAUUUACAUCUUCAAGGUUCUGAAACAGGUUCAUCCUGAUAUCGGUAUCUCAAGCAAAGCUAUGGGGAUCAUGAACAGUUUCAUCAAUGAUAUCUUUGAGAAACUCGCUCAGGAAGCUUCCAGAUUGGCGCGUUACAACAAGAAGCCUACUAUUACUUCUCGGGAGAUUCAGACGGCGGUGCGUUUGGUUCUUCCGGGUGAAUUGGCUAAACACGCUGUUUCUGAAGGAACCAAGGCCGUUACCAAAUUUACCAGUUCUUAGAUUUGUUUUUAGGGUUUUUUCUUGUUAUCCCUUAGAUCUAGAAUUUUCUUGAGUUUCUGAUGUAGAUUUGGUGUCCUGAAUAGCUAUAAUUUAAUCGUUCCCUUUGAAUAAACUAUCUUUUGAUCCAA